AUGCCCGACAUCGACCCCGCGGCCUUGAGCCGUCCCGCCGUCACGCUCUCGACCCCCGUCCUCUCCACCAAGACCCUUUCCAUCAAUGCGACCGGCUCGGCAAAGAUUACGAAGACGAGUCAGAUCAUUCCCGCCCGAAUCGAUCUCGAACCGCUCUACACCGCGCUGAAGUCGGCGAUAAGCAGCGACCACUGGCUGAUAUACAAGGAGGCUACAGCCGAGUUCCUCACCGGGCGUUUAAGCCAAACCGAAUACUCAGAACGCAUUGACCCGAUACUUUCUGGCGACAAUGGCGAAAAGGAUCAUCUGCACAACCAGCUCAUCGCGGCCAUCUAUGGCAACGUCACGCGCGAGAUGCCCGAUCAGGGCAUCGCCCCUUGGGUCAGCGCCAACGACAAGCCCAUGGCAACCGCCGGAAGCAAACCUGUCACCGGUGAUGCGGCUGAGCGGCGGCUGAAGGGGGAUGUGAUGCAACUGCCUGCACGGGAUCGCAGGCGCAUCAAGGAUUUAGUGCAUAACGAUUAUGACCCCCACGAGAACUUGUCGAACCUGUUUGCCGAAACACAUCGCCGCCCGUCUGCGACCACGGAUGUUCCCGCUAGCGCUGCUGGGGGCAUCAACAAGAUGAACUUUGACUUGGAGAUUCGAAAACGAUUUGCACCACCGUUAGCGGUCGAGUCUGGCGAGUUCCCUGAUGUUGGCAUGAUAACCGGGCGCAUGCUGCCUUUCUGCUACGAGGCUGGCCUAGCGAGUGGGCACGUCGCCGACGCUCCACAGCUCAUGUCUGUGGCUGCGGACACCUACAUCAAGGAAAUCUUGACCCAAAUUUUCAGCCGGACGCGCAGCAACGGCCCAGGCGAUUCUGGCAGCGCCGGUUUUGGUAUUGGCACCACGUGGAUUCAGACUCGCAAGUACCGGAAACAGCUGAGCCAAGAGGAAGACGCUGCCCUGCGAGGCGAGAUAACUCGAGACAAGGGCGGCAUGUUACCCGUCGAGGCCAAGGCAGCCAGUGAGCGCGGGCCACUGGCUAUGGGUGACAUGCGUCUGGCUCUUGAGAUGGCAGACACCGGCAUGGCUCAAUUCCCAGUGCUGAUGACACAAGUGCUGUACGGCUACCGCGAGGGUGAGCUAGAGAACUGGACCGACUACAGCUGGGCCAAUGGCCAAGCGCCAGUCAUCGAGGAGCUCCCAGACACAAAGGAAAACCGAACGUUGCCCAAUGGCCAUCCUGACAAUAUGGACAUUGACAAUGAGGUGUGGUGGGACGGAGGCGACGGCAAAGACGUCGAUAUGUUGGAUGGCAUCCUGGAUUCGUGUCUCAUGGUCAGCUCAUGA
Messenger RNA from Purpureocillium lilacinum, 1335 nucleotides. RefSeq names its product transcriptional coactivator hfi1/ADA1. Gene Ontology annotation, biological process: regulation of transcription by RNA polymerase II. Gene Ontology annotation, cellular component: SAGA complex. Lineage: Eukaryota; Fungi; Ascomycota; Sordariomycetes; Hypocreales; Ophiocordycipitaceae. Gene Ontology annotation, molecular function: transcription coactivator activity. The record is from RefSeq and is a predicted model, not a curated record.